Messenger RNA from Didymella exigua CBS 183.55, 4118 nucleotides. RefSeq names its product DUF221-domain-containing protein. Gene Ontology annotation, cellular component: plasma membrane. NCBI's taxonomy places the organism in Eukaryota, Fungi, Ascomycota, Dothideomycetes, Pleosporales, Didymellaceae. The record is from RefSeq and is a predicted model, not a curated record. Gene Ontology annotation, molecular function: calcium-activated cation channel activity. The transcript has 2 exons. The coding region runs from base 225 to 3917 and encodes 1230 amino acids.
GCCCUUUCUGUGAUGUUCGCUUUGUGCAUUCUUUCACGACCCCUCUCGCCCUCUUCACCUAGAGACAGACCCUUACUUCAGGCGCCGCGCCUGUCACUUCCCUUUCAACGACGUAUCUAUGGCCUCAUAUUAGCUGUAGGGGCAGGCCAACACUACAACCACGAUACAUUGCGCACAAUAUACACUGCAUAUAGCGCUCGCACAGCGCAACAACGAAAGUAAAAAUGUCAGCCACUUCAGCCUCAGAGUCCCCGACAAGCACCCAGGGCACUGGUGCCGCAUUGGGCAGGGAAAACCAGAGUAUCGCAAAGUUCGCCGCCUCUUUGUCCACCGCUGCUGUCGUCUUCGGUGUGCAGAUGGGCGUCUUUUUGAUCCUUAGUGGCAACUGGAAGCUCAUGCGCUCGAAGAAGAGCGCGACCGAGCCGCAGACACAACGCCAGACCCUGUUCCAAAGGAUAUACUACUACAAGACAGCCUUCGUGCCAGAAGCCAAGCGCAUCGCAGCCCCCGUCACUGCGAUCGAAUCAAUCAAGACCGUGUUCAAGAUUAGCGACCGAGAGCUCAUCCGCAUUGCAGGCGUCGAUGGCUUCCUAUUCCUGCAAUACCUACAACUUUUACUUCGCAUAUUCGUGCCCAUGGCCUGCGUCAUCCUCCCGAUCUUGCUGCCGAUCAAUCGCAUUGGAGAUGAGCCUAACGUAUCGGGGCUCGACUCCUUCGCAUGGCCGAACGUGGCUUUUCCAGACAAGCGUAACCGACUGUGGGCACAUCUAAUUUUGGCUGUGCUUGUUGUUUGCUGGGUCUGCUUCAACUUCUUCCUCGCCCUGAGGAAAUUUGUUCGUCUCAGGCAGACCAUUCUCACCAUGCCGGAGCAUCGCAUACGCGCUUCUGCAACUACCAUUCUGGUGCAGAGCAUUCCACGCAAGUGGCUCACGGCUGCUGCGCUCGAUGCGCUCUACGAUGUCUUCCCUGGUGGCAUCAAGGAGAUCUGGAUCAACCGCAACUACGAUGAGCUGCAAGAUAAAGUCAAUAAGCGGUCCAAGAUCGCGCGUACGCUGGAGUCGGCCGAGACGAAUUUGAUUAUCAAAUGUACCAAGAAGCACAAGGAGAUGGUCGAGGCCAAGGCGAAAGAAGAGGGCAAGAAGAAGACCAAGAAGGAGAGGAAAGCGGAAGAAACGGAGAAAGACAUCGAAAUCGCCAAUGAGACUCUUGACCACGGUACAGAUGCUGGUAACCCUCAUCAGAUCGAGCGCCAGCUGCAGUCUGUGUUGGAGGAGAGCGAAUCUUCCUCUUCCUCUUCCUCGUCACGCUCGUCAUCACCCUCACGCAAGAAGGGCAUGUUGCCAAUCCCGUUCGUCGGUCAGGGCCUCCAUGCCGUUGGAGAUGGUUUCCGUGACGUAGGACAAGGCGUGGGCAACUUCAACAAAAAGCUCUACGGUGGUCUUAAGGGUGCCUUUGCGGGUAAAGACAAACAUGGCCAGCCUCAAUCUCACCUUGACGGCAGCGGUGAUCGACCCAUCUCUUCUCCAACCUCUGCGGACUUCGCGCUAAGAGGCGCGAGCAGCGACACAUACUCGCCAUUGGCAGUCCCGGACCAGGACCCGCUAGAAUCUGAGAGGACUGUCACUCAGACAAGCACACCUGACGAAAAGCACAAACACAAGCACCAUCACAAGGAGACCAAGGAAAAGAAGAGCGCGUUCCAGAAGUUUAGUGACUCCCGCUUGAACCCUGUACGACCUCUGCGACGUAUGAGCGAUGACUUUACGAGUCCUCAGCCUUUCCGCAAAGAGGGUGAGGUCCUGCCUGAAGAAUUGAAAGAACCUAUAAAGGUUAAGUAUGAUCUAAAGGGUGUCUACAACGAAGAUCUGGUAGAAGACGGUGAGACUGCGCUAUGGAGAUCAUAUGUAACACCAAAGGACCGUGACACCAUGCGCCUCCCUAUAUUUUCGUGGGACUGGUGGCCUUCAAUCCCGCUGAUCGGCAAGAAGGUCGACACCAUCUACCAUUGUCGGAAAGAACUGGCUCGUCUCAACGCAGAGAUUGACGAGGAUCAGGCCCAUCCCGAGCGAUAUCCUCUGAUGAACUCUGCCUUCAUUCAGUUCAACCACCAGGUUGCUGCACACAUGGCCUGUCAGUCACUCAGUCACCAUGUUCCUAGGCAGAUGGAUCCACGAACUGUUGAAGUCAACCCAAAUCAUGUGCUCUGGGAAAAUCUCACGAUGAAAUGGUGGGAACGGUACCUACGACUCUUCGGCGUCAUCGUGUUGAUCAUCGGUCUUAUCAUCUUCUGGGGUAUUCCAGUUUCGUUCACCGGAGCGUUAUCCCAAGUCUCCACUCUUACCGACAAUCUGCCUUGGCUGAGCUUCCUCGAGAAAUUGCCACCAUGGGCGCUUAGCUUUGUUGAAGGUGUCUUGCCUCCGAUACUGCUUGCUGUACUGUUCGCUGUUUUGCCGAUCCUGCUACGGUUCCUUGCUGGAGCCACCGGUACUACAACAUCCGGAGAGCGCGAACUUCUGGUGCAGAACUUCUACUUCGCCUUCGUCUUCAUUCAGUUGUUCCUGGUCGUAUCCCUUUCCACUGGUAUCACGGCAACAAUUGAGGAGAUCACCAACAACCCCAUCGGCAUCCCUCAGACCCUGGCUCAGAACUUGCCGAGGGCUGCGAACUACUUCUUUUCCUACAUGAUUCUGCAGGCGCUCAGUAUCAGCUCUGGUACGCUAUUGCAGAUCGGUGCGAUUGCAGUUAUCCUUCUCUUCGGUUUCUUCGAUACCACUCCCCGCGAGAAGGUCUCAAGGAUACUGAACAGGUCGGGCAUGAACUGGGGUACUAUGAUACCAGUGUAUACCAACUUUGGUGCGAUUGGUAUCAUCUACUCAGUCAUUUCGCCAUUGAUCAUGGUCAUGAUGCUGAUCACUUUCAGCCUGUUCUGGUUCACCUAUCGAUACCAGAUGAUCUACGUCUCGUACGCUAAGGCCGAAACGAACGGAUUGAUCUUCCCAAAGGCCGUCAACCAGCUCUUCACGGGCAUCUACUUUAUGGAGCUCUGUCUCAUCGGUCUAUUCUUCCUGCAAAACGACUCGAGUUGUCUACCACACGCAAUCAUUAUGAUCAUCACUCUGAUCUUCACUGUACUCUUCCAGUUCGUGCUCAACCGAGCCUUUAGCCCGCUGUUUACCUACCUUCCGAUUACCUUUGAGGACGAGGCCGUAGAGCGAGACCAGGAGUUCCAGCGUAUCCAGGCCGCUCGAUGGACUAAGGACGACGACGCAGAACAUCAGUCGCUUGUUGGAGAGGAAGCUGCCGCUAAGAACGCAGAGCAGCGCGAACGUGCGCACAUGGAAGCGAUGGACCGUUUGGAUGCGCAGCGGACACCGUCUGGCAAUGGCAACGAAGCUUUCGAGCUUAGGACCUUCGACAGCCCUGAACGGUCCCGCAAAAAGUGGGCUAACAAAUCAUGCGUAUCCGUCAACGAUAGUCGCUCGCAUUCCCACUCGCGCACAACGCCUAAGAAGCACAAGCGUAAAGAUCCCAUCGAUGCCUUCGCCGACACCCUCAAGCGCGGCCUGGACGAUGUCACAGACGGUAUUUCACGACCUGUGCGUGACAUUGAGUCGCAGGUUCUUCCGGCAGCCAAUCUGUUUGAUAAUAUCGACGAUGAGCUGCAAGACAUCGAGCCAGAAGCUCGCCAGAAGCUCAUUAAGCGUAGCUUCCAGCACCCUGCGACACGAACCAUUCAGCCUGCUGUGUGGAUUCCGCAUGACGAGCUGGGCAUCUCUAAGGACGAAAUCCAGCGCACUAGUGCGUUCAGUAAUUGGAUCUGGAUUACAAGUGUCAACGCCCGACUUGAUGGGCGUGGCAAGGUCAUGUAUAGGGGACUACCGCCGGAUCGCGAUCCCUUUGAGAACAUGGAGGUGUAGAGAGUGAAAGGCUUUCUUUUUGAUUUAUUAGCGAGUGCUUUCAUCAGCAUGGGCAUCUCUUGCAUAGCGUGCGCGGCUUGCAUGGCACACAAAGCGUUUGUUGACUUUCUAUUUAUAAUGGGAUGCACAGUAUAGCCAUUACUACGUAGCCCACCCUGUGAAAAUCGAAGAUCAAUACAUUCAAUAGACACCGACUACGAU